GAAAAGAAAAAAAAGGAAAAAACAAGAUUGUUGCCGACUGCACAAACUCUCUCUCUCACACACACACACUAACCAUGGUUACUUUUUCACUGUUCUGCAAACCUCAAACCCAAACUUCAUACACAUGCAGCAAUUUGGGCAAGAAAAUUUAGAAACACAAUACACAAACAGCUAACAUAUCUUCUUCCUUCUCUUCUGCUCUGCAAAAAAGAGAAAAGAGGCCGCAAAUAAAUUCUCCUUGUUUCCGCUGCUGAUUAUUUCCUUCAAUAAGGUUUUUGAUUUUCUGCCAUAGGCUCAUAGCAAUACAUACUUUCUCGGAAGUGGAUGAACUCGAGAUACUGAUACCUUGUGUUUGAGAUCUGAUACUAAGAACUGCGGCUUGUUGCGAUUUCGCGAGUAAAGGUUGAAUUUCUGUGAUGGAGUGAUGUUGGAUUGGCUUGUGAGAUGAGUUUGGUUUCCGUGAUUUGGAAAUUUUCAAUCGGCAAGUACUGGAAUUUUUGUUGUUUUUCUCAGUUAUUUGGGUCUUUUGAAGCUGAACCACCUGUUGAGAAUUAGGAUUAGAAAUUGGCAUGGGGGUUGUUGGUUGGAGUAAUGAAGAUAAGGCGAUGGCAGCAGCGGUUUUGGGAACUAAGGCUUUUGAUUACUUGAUGUCGAGCUCAGUUUCUGCUGAAUGCUCGUUAAUGGCGAUGGGGAGUGAUGAGAAUUUGCAGAAUAAGCUUGCAGAUCUUGUAGAGCGCCCAAAUUCUUCCAAUUUUUGUUGGAAUUAUGCAAUUUUCUGGCAGCUCUCUAGGUCCAAGGCUGGGGACUUGGUGUUGGGAUGGGGGGACGGGUGUUGUCGAGAACCUCGUGAUGAUGAGGAAUCUGAGGUUACUCGAAUUCUCAAAAUGAGGCUCGAGGAUGAAUCUCAGCAGACAAUGAGGAAAAGGGUUCUCCAGAGGUUGCAUACUUUGUUUGGAGGAGGCGAUGAGGAAAAUUAUGCUUUUGGAUUGGAUAAGGUAACGGACACUGAGAUGUUCUUCCUGGCAUCAAUGUACUUUUCCUUCCCCAGGGGCGAAGGAGGCCCUGGGAGGUGUUUUGGAUCUGGCAAGUAUGUCUGGUUGUCGGAUUCAUUGAAGUCUUCCGUUGAUUACUGUGUUAGGUCAUUCCUUGCAAAGUCGGCUGGCAUGCAAACUAUUGUUUUGAUCCCAACUGACGUUGGGGUAGUUGAAUUAGGGUCGGUCAGAUGCAUCCCGGAAAGUAUGGAGCUAGUCAAGGUGGUUGGAUCUUCCUUUUCGUCGUUUUCUUCACUCCUCAGGUCGAAACAAGCUGCAGCUGCGGCUGUGGUGACAGUAACGGACAAAAAGGAUACGAAUGCCCCCAUUCCUAACCUGGCUAUUGGUAACCGACCAGAAGUUGCUCCCAAGAUUUUCGGGCAGGACUUAAAUUCAAGCCAUGUGCAAUUUAGGGAAAAUGUUUCCAUUAGGAAACCAGAAGUGCAAGAAAGGACUUGGGACGCAAGUGGAAACAGGAACAGGCUACCAUUUACCAACAAUCGCAAUGGUUUUCAUGGCGCUACGUGGACACAGUAUAGUAAUGUAAAGCUAGGGAGUCCAGUAGAUGUUUACAGUCCUCAGACUCCAGCCAAAAAGCGUGCUGAGGUUGCCAACGGGAAUAGAGAGGAGUUCAUGAUUAAUAAUUUUCAGCAUCAAAAGCCAGCUCAAAUGCACAUAGAUUUUACUGGAGCGACCUCAAGGCCUUUAACCUCCUCACAUCCACAGAGUCUCGAAUCUGAGCUUUCAGAUGUUGAGGCUUCAUGCAAGGAAGAGGCUGCAGGCCUAUCAGAAGAUAAGAGGCCGAGGAAGCGUGGUAGGAAGCCUGCCAAUGGAAGAGACGAACCCCUCAAUCAUGUAGAGGCAGAAAGACAGCGAAGAGAGAAGCUGAACCAGCGCUUCUACGCUCUACGAGCUGUUGUACCAAAUAUCUCUAAGAUGGAUAAAGCUUCCCUCCUUGGAGAUGCUAUUGCUUACAUAACCGAACUGCAGAAGAAGCUCAAGGACAUGGAGUCUGAGAGAGAAAGACUUGGCAGCAUAUCGAGAGAAGCAUCUGUUUCAGAAGCUAAUUCUAACAGAGAAUCACAAGACCUGCUGGCUUCGAGCAUUAACAUCGAAGCUGGCCGUGAAGAAGUCACUGUUAGGAUUAGCUGCCCGCUGGACGCCCAUCCAGCAUCAAGAGUCAUCCAAGCAAUCAAUGAUGCACAGGCAACUAUCAUCGAUGCAAAAAUGGCUACAGGGAGUGAGCGAGUGUUCCACACAUUCGUUGUCAAAUCCCAUGGAUCCGAACGACUAACUAAGGAGAAGCUGAUCGAAGCGUUUUCUCGUAGAUCCAGCUCUCCCCAUCAGUUAUCUCUCGGGUAAUAGAAUAACGGUGUUGAACAAAUCAAGUUAGUUGCCUUAAUAUGCAGUGUAUCAUCAUAGAAAGCUUUUGAGGAGAUUUUGAUAUGCAGCAGUUAAUGCUAGAAAUAGGGGAUGAAAACUUUCUUUUGACCUUCUAGGAUAGCAAAUCUCUAGUUGCUUAUAGUUUUAUACAUAUUUAGUCGAUCGCAAGAUUAAUUAAACUUAUCAAUUUUAGAUUUCAUCUUUAUUUCUUUUCUUCUUUUUGGCUUCUGGGAAUAUGUAUAUCUGAUUUUGCUCA
Salvia miltiorrhiza (redroot sage) is the source of this 2670-nucleotide messenger RNA. Its product is annotated as transcription factor MTB1. Gene Ontology annotation, cellular component: nucleus. Gene Ontology annotation, molecular function: DNA-binding transcription factor activity; protein dimerization activity; transcription cis-regulatory region binding. Gene Ontology annotation, biological process: regulation of DNA-templated transcription. The coding region runs from base 570 to 2393 and encodes 607 amino acids. The record is from RefSeq and is a predicted model, not a curated record. NCBI's taxonomy places the organism in Eukaryota, Viridiplantae, Streptophyta, Magnoliopsida, Lamiales, Lamiaceae. The transcript is spliced from 2 exons.